UGUCAAUAUAUUGGUAAUCCUUCACAAACGCCGUUGUUUGGUUUUCCGUGCGGUAUCGCGCAUUUUAACAAACAAUAUUUCGUGUAUUUUCGGCUAAUUAAAGCAAAGUGAACGUUUCAUAAUGGCUUCGAUAGCAGCCGCUCAGGUGCAAGAAGUGCGUUCGAUUACUCGGAUCGAACGUAUUGGUGCCCACUCACACAUUCGCGGUCUCGGUCUUGAUGAUUCCUUGGAGCCUAGAGCCGUGUCCCAGGGCAUGGUGGGGCAGAAGAUGGCCAGGAAGGCCGCCGGCGUCAUCCUCCAGAUGAUUCGAGAAGGUAAAAUAGCAGGAAGAGCAGUUUUGCUAGCUGGCCAGCCCGGAACAGGGAAGACGGCCAUCGCCAUGGGCCUCGCUCAGGCUCUCGGACCUGACACUCCAUUCACAAGCAUGGCUGGUUCUGAAAUAUUCUCCCUCGAGAUGAGCAAAACCGAGGCUCUUACACAAGCCAUCAGGAAGUCUAUCGGUAUUCGAAUCAAAGAAGAAUCAGAGAUUAUAGAAGGAGAAGUAGUAGAAGUCGUAGUCGAGCGCUCGGCGGGCGGCGGUGGGGCGCGUGUGGGCAGACUCACGCUCAAGACCACGGACAUGGAGACCAACUACGAUAUGGGAGCUAAGAUGAUCGACUCGCUGCUCAAGGAGAAGGUCCAAGCCGGUGACGUCAUCACCAUAGACAAGGCAACGGGCAAGAUAAACAAGCUUGGUAGGAGUUUUGCAAGAGCCAGAGACUAUGAUGCUACCGGUCAGCAAGCCAGAUUCGUCCAAUGCCCCGAAGGUGAACUACAGAAACGCAAAGAAGUCGUACACACAGUCACUCUACAUGAAAUUGAUGUCAUCAACUCUAGAACACAUGGAUUCUUAGCCCUGUUCUCAGGUGACACAGGAGAAAUCAAGUCAGAGAUUCGUGAACAGAUCAACAGUAAGGUGGCGGAGUGGCGCGAGGAGGGGAAGGCGGAGAUGAUACCGGGAGUCCUGUUCAUUGACGAGGCGCACAUGCUGGACGUGGAGUGCUUCUCGUUCCUGAACCGCGCGCUGGAGUCGGACACGGCGCCCGUGCUCAUCAUGGCCACCAACCGCGGCAUCACGCGCAUCCGGGGCACGAGCUACCGCUCGCCGCACGGCAUCCCGCUCGACCUGCUCGACAGGAUGAUCAUCGUGCCCACCUCGCCCUACUCGCACCAGGAGCUGCGCGAGAUACUCAACAUCAGGUGCGAGGAGGAAGACUGCCAGAUGUCCGCUGACGCCCUGACGGUGUUGACGCGCGUGGCUACUGAGACCUCGCUCCGCUACGCCAUACAGCUGAUCACCACCGCCUCGCUGGUGGCGCGCAGGAGGAAGGCCGCCGAGGUGAGCAUGGAGGACGUCAAGAAGGUUUACUCCCUGUUCCUGGACGAGCACCGCUCCGAGCAGUUCCUGAAGGAGUACCAGGAUGAGUUCAUGUUCAACGAUGGAUCUGGCGAUGCAUCGCAACUAAUGGAGGUGUCGCAGUAAACCUGUUAAUUCCAAAUAUGUUCGCUUUAACUUGCUUAGAAUAUUGUUUUAGUUUUAUCUACUAUAAUUAUAAUCUCCACAAAUUGCUAACAGUUGCAACGUUGUUACAGAACAUUCAAAGAUUUAAUUAAAAACCCACUUUUUUAAAUGUCACUCUAAUUAGAUUUAAAAUCGUGGUCACCUUUGUCAAAUUUAUCAAAUUCGGUUUAGCCGCUUUUAUAGUUGCAAAUGGCAUUGGCAUCGGGUUUGAAGCUACCCUGAAAAUUUCAGCCUGCUAGCUUAUCGGGAAGUGCCUCAAAAUUGAGUUGCAAAAAUCCAACCGGAACGACAAACAAACAAGAAAAGUGAGUCUAUAAAACAAAACAAAAAUCUGCUUUAAAAAACGGCCUGCAAUAUAAAUGUUCUGUCAAAUGACGUCAUCACUAUGGCGAACGUGUGUUAGCAAUAUGCCGAGAUUAUUCUUACAUGGAAUGUAUUUUAGGUUACUAUAAGUUUUUAAUUGUAAGUUUGUAUUAAAUGAAUAUCGAAAAAUGGAA
Molecule: messenger RNA, 2058 nt
Organism: Trichoplusia ni (cabbage looper)
Lineage: Eukaryota; Metazoa; Arthropoda; Insecta; Lepidoptera; Noctuidae
Gene: rept
Product: ruvB-like 2
Exons: 11
Coding region: 122-1522 (466 amino acids)
Biological process (GO): chromatin remodeling; box C/D snoRNP assembly; regulation of transcription by RNA polymerase II
Cellular component (GO): R2TP complex; NuA4 histone acetyltransferase complex; Ino80 complex
Molecular function (GO): DNA helicase activity; ATP hydrolysis activity; ATP binding
Source: RefSeq, a predicted model, not a curated record